AUGUUCUUCUUCAAAGGGAAGAAGAUUGCUGGAAAGAUUGAACAGACUUUGGUAACUGAAACCGAAGAAAAGGACAUAGACUGGAUAACGGAAGACGAAGACGACUUGACUCGCAGAACAGUAGAUGACAGGAUAGAACAAGAAGAAGAGGACAGAAAAGAACUGGAAGAAGACGACGUGAGAAAACUGGAAGAAGAGGUCAGCAAAGAACUGGAAGAAGACGACAUGGGAAAACUAGAAGAGGACAGUAAAGAACUUGAGGAAGACGACAUAGGAAAAUUGGAAGAAGAGGUCAGCAAAGAACUGGAAGAAGAGGACAGGAUAGAACUCGAGGAAGUAGAGGAACUGAACCUAGAUAUUUUGGAACUUUCUGUUUCGGAAUUCACAAAUGAAACCAGUUCCAUGGAUCUCGAAUCUGAAAACUGCGAAGCAGAGAGCAUCGAUGAGGUCCCCCUAGAGGAGCCACGAAAGGAAGAGGAAAACAUUCCCCCAAAACUGACAAAGGAAGUGAAAUUCGUUCAUGGAGACUUGUAUGAAUUCCCAAUAUCGAAGACUGAGAAACUCAUUUUACGCAAAAUUGGAAAAGAGGUCAGGGAAUUCACACAGUUCUACAACGUUCGCCUCGACCUUCCCGAAGACGACACCAAGGAAGUUGCCUAUUUGGAAGGCGCUGAAAAUCGUGUCCAAAUGGCCUUCCAGCACAUCCAAGAAAUCCUCGAAGAACACGAGAGAGAAGGAUAUAAUAUCGAUGCUGAAGACCUUGACAGUGAAGAGCCCGCCCCCCCUUCUGAGGAAUUGGUGCACGAGCCCGAAAUUGGAUUGAAUUUUGCCGCCAUCCUCAAGAAGGGUCCUCCAGAGAAAAAGAAAGAGAAGAAGCAAACUUUCUUCAUUGUGCAACGCAAAACUUUCCCCAUCAUGGAGGAAUGGCUCGAAGAGGACGACGAAGAAGAGGAUAUGGAAUUUGAAAGUGAUUUAGAAACUCGCGAGAAAGAUAACUGGGAGUUCGAGGAAGAUGAAAGUUUGAAGGAAGAUGGGAGUGAGGAAGAUUUGAAUGGAGUUUGA
Macrobrachium nipponense is the source of this 1062-nucleotide messenger RNA. Its product is annotated as calponin homology domain-containing protein DDB_G0272472-like. The record is from RefSeq and is a predicted model, not a curated record. The transcript has a single exon. Gene Ontology annotation, molecular function: RNA binding. NCBI's taxonomy places the organism in Eukaryota, Metazoa, Arthropoda, Malacostraca, Decapoda, Palaemonidae. Bases 1 to 1062 code for a protein of 353 amino acids.